Messenger RNA from Chenopodium quinoa (quinoa), 926 nucleotides. RefSeq names its product diacylglycerol kinase theta-like. The record is from RefSeq and is a predicted model, not a curated record. Bases 35 to 637 code for a protein of 200 amino acids. Lineage: Eukaryota; Viridiplantae; Streptophyta; Magnoliopsida; Caryophyllales; Amaranthaceae. The transcript has a single exon.
ACCAAUAGAUGUUGGGUAUACCACAUAAGCAACUAUGGAUAAUCCAAAACAAGUUGCAAAUUCUUGCUACCAGAGUAAACACACAAAACAUCCAUUGAAGGAAGUCUUCAAAAACUCAAAAUUUGAGUGCGAAUGCUGCAAAAUUGAGGGUCAAGGCAUGAGAUAUCGAUGCCAUGAAUGUAAUGUCGAUAUCCAUUUGUCGUGUGAGACUUGCCCGAGUUCGCUCCCUUCGUUUACACACCCAAAUCACACACUACAAUUUAUGGACAAACCAAAGUUACCUAUCCAUAAAUGUAACCUUUGUCUACAACGUAUCAAAGGUAAGGUUUAUAGGUGUAAGGAAUGCAGGUUUUUUGUGCAUCCUAUGUGUAGUCAAUUUCCUGAAUAUUUGGUUGAGCAUGACAUACACCCUCCUCAUACUUUGAAGCUUCAACUAAUGGCUUCUAGUAAGUGUGAUGUUUGUGACAAAUCAUGUAAACAUUGGAGGUAUUUUUGUGAAAUUUGUGAUGUUCAUAUUCAUGUUGGGUGCUUGCCUGGCAAAGGUACUAGUGAUGAUGAUGAUGAUGAUGAAGGUGGAUUUGGAGGAAUCAUUUUUGACAUUUUAAGUACUCUUAUUAUUAAUGCUCCUUCAGGUUAAUCUUCAUGAGUUAUAUAGCUACUCACUUCUUGUGAUCUAUCCCGGUAGUCCUUUUUUCAUUCCCGUGUUUGCUGCUACUUUUAGAAGUUUGCUUAAGUCGUCUAUUAACCAUGAGGUUGAGUGGCGUCAAUCCAAAAGUUAAGCAUGGUUAAUAGAAUUAGUGUUUGCUGUCUAUAAUCCUAUUUGGAAUUGGAUGUAUGCUUAAUAAAUAUGUUUAUUUUUCAUUAUUAAAAUUCUGAGUUUUUAUUGCUUAGAAAUUUACAAAAGUAAUUAAGUUUGUGUUUGUGUA